Molecule: messenger RNA, 450 nt
Organism: Phytophthora sojae
Lineage: Eukaryota; Oomycota; Peronosporomycetes; Peronosporales; Peronosporaceae
Exons: 2
Coding region: 1-450 (149 amino acids)
Source: RefSeq, a predicted model, not a curated record
AUGUCAACGCGUGUCACUCAGGCUGAGCUGAGGACGCUCGAGCGGGCGUUCAAGGUAAACGAUCUGCGCUUCGACUGCAACGUUACGUGGGUCAGCCUCAGUGCGGUGUACUCGAUCAUCCGCAUCUCGGACAACAGGGUCACUCUCGCUAGCGUUCUGGAUGAGUUCUUUGGAGGUAUCUACCGCGCCCACGGCACGGAUGUGAAGAGAGUUUCGGACGAGCGCUUCGCGGAGUACGAGGGUAGGCCGUUCAGCGUGUGUUUUGCCGACCUCCUUGAGGUCGUGUGCGGGAAUGAAGACACGCGAGCGGCGUACAAUACCCAGUGCGGUCGUCGCCCCCAGUAUGCCCUCGAGAAGAUAUGGGCCCAUGUGUUGCAGUGUGACUUGGCAGUCAAAUCGGCCAUCGAGGUGUACAAACCGGGUAUGUCUGAUCCCCUAGAGGUAGUCUAG